This is a messenger RNA of Brettanomyces bruxellensis, 1773 nucleotides long. RefSeq lists its product as uncharacterized. Lineage: Eukaryota; Fungi; Ascomycota; Pichiomycetes; Pichiales; Pichiaceae. Gene Ontology annotation, cellular component: Holliday junction resolvase complex; nucleus. The transcript has a single exon. Gene Ontology annotation, biological process: double-strand break repair via break-induced replication; DNA catabolic process; resolution of meiotic recombination intermediates. The record is from RefSeq and is a predicted model, not a curated record. Gene Ontology annotation, molecular function: crossover junction DNA endonuclease activity; 3'-flap endonuclease activity; DNA binding. Bases 1 to 1773 code for a protein of 590 amino acids.
AUGGAUUUACAACAGGACCUCAAAUAUCUGUUUUGUCAGUGGUUAGAAGAAGAAUACAACGUUAAAGUACAACGAGGUCAACGUAAUGCACCUACUUUUUAUAGGGCAUUGAAGAGUGUCCGACAGUGUCCCUACCCAAUAAAGCAUCCAAAUCAAUUGUCUGAUUUGAAAUUUAUUGGAGAUAAGCUCGUGAAACUGAUGUCAAACAAGCUUCAAGAGUAUUGUGAUGAAAAUGGGUACAAUUUUCCUGUUGAUGAGGCGUCGUCAGCCAAGGAGAAAGCCAACCAGGACGCUGAAAUUGUAAAUAAUGGAAGGAAAAGAAAAAGUGCCAAGAAAUCCGAUAAAGAUCCAACCAAAAAGAAGAGGAAAAGAAAGUAUGUUCCUGCAAAGAAUACUGGUGGGUAUGCUAUAUUGUUAGUGUUGUACGUUCAUGAUCUCGAACGAAAAGGAAUGACUAAAGCCGAGAUUAUACGACAUGCAGUUCCUUUCUGUAGUUCCAGUUUUACAUCAAAUCCAUCAACCGGGCAGUUCUAUUCGGCAUGGAACAGUGUGAACACGUUAAUAAAAAACGAAUAUGUGCUGUCCAGAGGAAGGCCAGUAUACUACUACCUUACAGAAGAAGGUGAAGAGGUCGCUGGUAUAUUGAAAAAAGUCGAUGACGAAUCAAAGCAGCGUACAAGCCUGAACUCACCACAUACCGAUAAAAGUCUUAAUUCUUCUUUUGAUCGUUCACCUCAAUAUGCUACCAAGGAUAAUUACAGUUACAUGAACAGAAAUAUACAGCCUUCACCUACAAGAUCCGAUAUAGCACGCAGUAAAUUUUCAAGCGGAAACAAAUGCAAAUACAAUGGCGUCGACUAUGAUAUUUGGCCAUCUGGUAGUUAUGAGAUAUUCUUCGUAUCAGAUGAUAGAGAAGUACGAUCAAGAGAAGAGCCUGAAUUUUUUGCAAAAGGUGUUCGGGCUAGGGGCGUGAAUUGCAAAGUUCGAGCUUUAUCCGUUGGUGAUGGUGUUUGGGUUGCGAUAAAUAAGGAAUCAGGCUCCUGGGCAACGCUAGACUUCAUUUUUGAGCGAAAGAGAUUGGAUGAUCUGGCGGAAUCUAUAAAAGAUGGUAGAUUCAGAGAGCAAAAGUCACGAUUAGACAAGACUGGUCUUCAAAGGAUCAUGUACAUUAUAGAAGAGCAAAUGUCUAGCGAUAUCUCGAGGUUCAGUGAUGCUAUCCAAACGUCAAUGUCAAUGGCUGUAACAUAUUCAAAUUUCCAUCUAAAAAGAACCAAAGAUAGUGAUGAUACGGUUAAGCUAUUGGCAAUGAUACAUAAGCAGGUUCAAUCGUUUUACAAGGGUAAAUCGUUGGUGGUGCUCGAGCCCAGGAAUCUCAAAUCGCAGAAGCAAUACAAGUCUGUUCUUGAGAUGUUCAGAGGGCAUUUCACUAGUGAAAACAGCAAUAUGCAGGUGGUCUAUAACUUUGACACUUUUCAGGGAGUGAUGAGUAAGAGUAGUAUGACUACAGUUGCCGAGAUGUUUGUUCGAUUGUUGAUGACAACUAGGGGUGUUUCACUUGAUAAGGCCAUUGAGAUUCAGCGAGAGUUCAAAACUCCGAAAAAAUUAAUCGAAAAAUAUCAAGAAACGGGAAUCUCUGGGAACGGUCUAGAAGAUCAACAGGCUAUUAUAAAGGACAAAGAAAUGCUGAUACAUAAUAUCUUCAAGGAUCGUAUUGGUGUGCGUAAAAUAGGCCCUGCCCUCAGCAAAAAGCUUUACGAGGUUUGGGGUAAAUAA